UUCGAGAGCCAGUCCGCGACUCUAUUCUCUUCCCGAUAUAUAUGAGUAAUGCUCACCAGCCAUUCCUGACUCAACUUCCUGCCAAUGACUGAAAGAAGUGUCGCGUGGGGAUGUAUUGGAUCGAGCCGAGAACUGAUCAGUUGGGUAGCAAUCAUCGAAUCUGUCUCCACUCGAAGAGCUUGACACCCUGUCUUCCAAGCCAGAUCCCGCCCGUAGCAGAGUGCCCAAAGCUCGGCCAGAAUUGGAGUUGCUGAGCCAAUGUUCGCCACAAAACCUGCUAGCCAAUGUCCUAAGGAGUCGUGGAGGACGCCCCCUGUACCUACUGGACCAGGGUUGCCAUUCGAGGAACCAUCUAUGUUCAGAGUCAUCCAGCCUUCCGGCGGCGGGUUCCAUCAAAUGUUGGCCAACGUCCGCUGUAGUGCCUGGUUUCUGUUGCUGGGGAGGGGGUCUGGGGCGCGCCAAGCAUCACUCCGCAUCUUGGUCCUUGCCUCAAUUGAGUUCUCAAGAGAUGGAGGAGAAAGUGCUGCAUUGACUCCCUUAAAGCACGUCGCCGUUCAGUUCUUCCAGAGACACCAAGAGGCCAUGCCGAAGAAGGCCGGCCAAUCAAUUUCGGUUCCCGUGAACGCGCUGCUCAGGAGGUUACCACUAAGCCACUGCUUUGUGGUGGAGCUGAAGAAGACCUGAUGUUUCAGUGGAGGAACGUGACAAAACUAGAAAAACCUGGCAGGAGGACAGUCACGGAGCACAUUUAGAAUAGUUUCCUGCUGACCUGAACACCGUAGGCAGAAGGGGUUCCCCGCACACUUCCUGUCGAACCGAAGAGCAUUAAUCGCUAUCCUCCCUGAAAAAUUCAGCCACAUGAAGCCUCUGACCCUCUCUGGCACUUGUAAUCUCCAAAUGACCCUCCACACCUUCUCAUCCGGAUCAGGUUCCCGCUGGUUAAUGAGGUUAAAAGCUGAUUUUGCACUGUAUCGCCCAUCUUCUGAAGCCGUCCAAGACAAGGUAUCCUCCUCCCGAGAAAGCUUAUCCACCUCUAUGUUUAGGAUUUUCUGGUAGAUGUCCGUCGGCAACAAGUGUUGCAAGCACUCCGUACGCCAUCUGCCGUCAUCGUCCGCAAGGUCGACCACCAACGCCCCAUUUAGUUCCGUCGGAAUAGCUCCAGUCGCCACUUCCUUUAAGGGUACCUGCAAAAUCCACAAAUCAUGCCAAAACUUAGUUUGCCGCCCACUCUUAAUGUUCCACGCACUCCCCCUCUUCAAAAGAGUGGCAGCUUUCGAGAAGCUGCUCCAGGUGAAGGAACUUCCUUUGAUAGGACCUAGGACCUCGAAUAAAUCACAAUUUCUUAG
Messenger RNA from Linum trigynum, 1346 nucleotides. NCBI's taxonomy places the organism in Eukaryota, Viridiplantae, Streptophyta, Magnoliopsida, Malpighiales, Linaceae. The record is from the annotation of a GenBank genome assembly.